AUGGGACCGUCUCUGCGAGACCACGGCUCCUUUGUCCGGCCAUCCACCCGGGAUCGGCCCGCGACUCGCGGCGAAGGGGAAAAUUCGCUGGUCGUCCCUAGCCGCACGUCGUCGCUUCACUCCCGGAUCACCCAGCCCAUCCCGUCCACACUCAACAUCAAGCCCGCGCAACGGACCCCGAAAACACUCACGCAUGCAUACAUGGUCUGUGGUGUUGGCCGCGAGCCCUCCCAGUGGGUGAAGGCUCCGACGCCCGAGCAGGGCAAGAUUGGUCAUAUGAAAGGUGCCGUGGGUCAAUUUUGGCUCCCCGAGAUCCUGGGUAGCAGCCCCCGCCUAGAACAGGAUAAUGAAAUUGCACGAGCUCUGCACUCGGCCAUGAGAGCUUGUUUCCCUCAUGAUGUUGAGAUUUGCACUGGCAAGAGCCAGCCCCACUGCGCCCAUCAUGCAUUUGUCCUUCAGCAGGACUCAUCUCACACUCUGUACGGUAUCGCGCUGCGCGUUUGGUCCCGUGCCGACGAGAAGCGCGCCGAGACCAUCCGCGAGCUGCGCAAGAAAACCGAGCCCGACUUUUACGACAACCCUGAUGAGACAUAUUGGAUCCCCUACUGCCUGAGUUUCCUGUCCCGAUAUCCCCUGUAUGAUUUGCUGGGUGAUUACCUCCGCGGGAUGUGGAUUCAUUGGAACAAGGCGACCAACCUCUUCCACGCUGAGGAGGUCUCCCGUAUCCUCAGCUUCCCGGCUCCUCGCCUGAACGACCUGGUCCGCAUUGACAUGAAAGACUAUGCUCUUUGCUACCAAUUCCCCUCGUCUCCGACCGGCUUCCAAAACUUCUCCAUGUGGCCCCUUUUCAACUGUUUGUCUAUUCCGAACAUCGUUGGCGUGAUCGAGGCUGCCGUUUCGCCGACCCGUCGUAUUAUCUUUGUCUCCCACUACCCGGCCAUGCUGACCGUGGCCGCCGAGACCAUCCGUUACUGCGUGCGUGUCUAUGAGUGGAGUGGUCUUUAUGUGCCUGUUGUGCACGCCCGCCAUGUCAAGGAGCUGGUCCAGGAGCCGGGCCCUUACAUUCUGGGUAUCACUGCCGAAUGUCGCACGCUAUUCAAUGCCCCCUCCGACGCGUUGGUCGUUGACCUGGACCGCAACUUCGUGUUGACCUCGAGCCCACCCAAUGUCCUCAACCAGGGCCAGCGUACCAAGUUUAUUAACCGUCUGACCCAGGCCCUCAAUGGCGAUGUCUCGCCCUCCGGUGUCCCAACUCACCUUCGCUCCGCCUACGCUGGCGGCAAGCUGAUCCCUGCCGGUCAGAUUAUCGUCAUGCGUGGUGAGGUUGAGAGCGUUCAGGAUCCCAACUGGUGGAACCAGGAUGCUGUUAUGGGCGUGAUGGAUCACGUCUGUGAGAAGCUCGGCCGCAACACCGGCAUGAAGGCCAUCUUUGGUGGAUCCGUCAAGAAGCCCCUGAUGACCAAGGUCUCGAUGCGUCAUCUCAACGAGAUUGUUCGCGAGCGUAACCAAUACUCUCGCGAUGCUAUGGAGGCCUGGCAGGAUUUCAUCAACCUCAAGGGCCGCAUGGAUACCGAGCUCAGCAAGGUUACCAAGCGCAACAACUUCCUUGUCGAGGAGCUCGAGACCUGGAAGCAGCAAUUUCUCAAGUUCCAGGCCUUUGCUGAACAACUCACCAAGGAGACCUCGGAGCUCAAGGUUAAGAUCGAGAACCACAAGCGCGAGAACCGUCGCCUUACCGGUCUUAUCGACCAGCAGAAGGACGACGUUGCCCGUCUUACCCUGCGCCUGUCCGGCACUGAGAAGCAGCGUGACGACGCUCUGGAGGCUCUGGUUCUUCAGCAGGAGAUUGCCGAAGAGCUUGAGCGUGAGCGCAAGCGUAAUCAGAAGGAGAUCUCUGCCCUUACUCACACUAACACGACGCUGUCUCGCCAGCGCGAUGAUGCCCAGCGCGUAGUCUUGCACCUUCGCAGCCUGAUCAACGGCCAGAGCCACCACAUGGAGCACAUUGUCCGCUCUAUUGGCAGCAGCUCUGAGAUUACUGAGAUUGUCGAGCAGGGUUACGAAGACGCCCCCGAAGAGUCGACGAAUGGAGAGGAGCGCUUGGAGCCUGUGAAGGAAACGAAGGCCUGGAGCAAGGAGAGCACCAGCAACGGUCACAAGUCAACUGCGGUAAAUGAUAUGAGCCCCGAGCUAGAACAGCACCUGCUGAACCUCGGCAAGGAUCACAAGACCCUUGCGCGUUUGAGCAUCACCGAUGUCGCGGACCGUUACCUCCGCGACAAGACGGAUGCCAUCGCCGACAUUAUUCGCAGCAUUAGUGAACAGUGCGCCGCCGCCGUCGAGGGCCUCCACCUGGCCCAAGAUGCCGAGCAUGAGGAGGCUGAGGCCAACUCGAAGUCGGUCGCCCACCAAAAUGGCGACCGUCUUGGCUCGGACUAUGAGGGCCAGGAGGAGGGCCGUACGACCCGUGCCACUAGCGAAAUGAGCGACGUCGACAACAAUUCGCUUCAUCCCGAUAACCGCCACUCGAGCAUUCCGCCUACCCCCGACCUUGUGCACAACCGAUCCAGUACUUCCAUGUCCAUGGUGAGCAGCUCGACUUUCCCUGAGCGGUCAAGCCAGCAGUACGGACCUGGUGACAUUCCAACCCGCAUCGUGGAGGACGAUGAUGAGCACGCCCAUGAGACUGAGGGUAUGGAUGAUCAGGCUACCGAGACUGGUACUCUGUCUAAGCAGGCUAGCGAAGAUCUCAUGCGGCCUCAGACCGCACGGGUGAUCUCGUAA
Penicillium macrosclerotiorum is the source of this 2784-nucleotide messenger RNA. Its product is annotated as DENN (AEX-3) domain protein. NCBI's taxonomy places the organism in Eukaryota, Fungi, Ascomycota, Eurotiomycetes, Eurotiales, Aspergillaceae. The transcript has 2 exons. Bases 1 to 2784 code for a protein of 927 amino acids. Gene Ontology annotation, biological process: regulation of Rab protein signal transduction. Gene Ontology annotation, cellular component: cytoplasmic vesicle. The record is from RefSeq and is a predicted model, not a curated record.